AAGAAACCGACGUUACCGUGUUUGUUAAUUCUUUUCUGUGGAGGUGCUUUUCUUUCCCUUUUCUAUUAUUAACACAUUCCAAUCCCAAUUUCUUUCCAUUCCUUCUCUUUCUUCUCCUUUCCACUACGCUUCGAUUUUCCUUUUUCUUCCUCUAAGGAAAGGGAAAAUCAUCAAAAUCUUCAAACUCGAAUCUAUUCCGAACCUGCAGAAUUCUUUUCAAUGGCGGAAGAACAUCGAUGCCAAGCUCCACGUCUCUGCGCUAACAACUGCGGUUUCUUCGGGAGUCCCGCCAUGCAGGAUCUCUGUUCUAAAUGUUACCGUGAUUUGCAGCUCAAGGAACAGCGAUCUUCGUCGGCGAAACUGGUUCUCAAUCAAACCCUGAUUUCUCCUCCUCAAGCGGUGGUUUCUCAGGAGGUUCUUGUUGUUCAGCCUUCUUCUCCGGAGGCGGUGGUUGAGUCUUUACCGGCGGCGGCGGUGGUGGAGACUGUUGUUGGAACAUCGGUGCAGGCGAAUCCGAACCGGUGCGGGAACUGUAGGCGGCGCGUGGGGCUGACGGGAUUUAAGUGCAGGUGCGGAUUGACGCUGUGUGGGUCCCACAGGUAUCCGGAGCAACACGAGUGUGGGUUCGAUUUUAAGGGGAUGGGGAGAGAGCAGAUCAAGAAGGCGAAUCCGGUGGUGAAGGGAGAGAAAUUGAACAAGAUCUGAACGAUGAAGGGUAUUAUUGUAAUUUCGGGUUUGUUAUCAAAAGGGUCAAGUAUUUGGAUUUGAUUGUAUGGGUCGGGUGAUCCGUUUUCGGACGGGUUAAUUGGGUGGGUGGGGGAUUCGGGAAUUGUUAUUUCAUUUCGAUGUUGUUAUUUCAUGUUAAUAUUAGUUUAAUAAAAGUUUGAUUUUAGUUUCAUAAUUUUCUGUUGUUAUUAUUCUUUUAUUUUGUUUUAGUUUCGAUUCUUGGUUGUUUCUUUUAACAAAUUUUGUCGGAAAAAAAAACAGGUUUUAAGAAUCAAGAUAAAAAGUUUGAGUUACAUUCAUACGAUUUACAUGGUCUUGAAUGUGCACUGCGCUUCAUAACUGAGUUUAGUCAUGGACAUCAAAUUGGUUUGUGUUCUUGGUCUUUAAUUCUUAAUAAAAAAGAAACAAAUUCAGAAAA
Molecule: messenger RNA, 1144 nt
Organism: Vicia villosa (hairy vetch)
Lineage: Eukaryota; Viridiplantae; Streptophyta; Magnoliopsida; Fabales; Fabaceae
Product: zinc finger A20 and AN1 domain-containing stress-associated protein 3-like
Exons: 1
Coding region: 220-705 (161 amino acids)
Molecular function (GO): zinc ion binding; DNA binding
Source: RefSeq, a predicted model, not a curated record